AUGGAGAAUUUACAUGCACCCACGGUCCCCUCAGGUCCUACCUCUAAUCCAGCUGGCACGAAUGGCAUCCAAACAGCUGGCUUGACAUUCACGCAACUCCAAACAAAGAAGGACAAUAUCGAGGCUGAACUUCGAGCUUUGGGUAGUGUGCUAGAGUCUCAUCGCGUUGAUAUGAAUACUAGCCUCAUCACAUCUGAUGGCUUUCCUCGAGCAGACAUCGAUGUGGCGCAGAUUCGGACAACGAGGUCGCGCAUCAUAUAUCUCAAGAACGACUACAAGGCACUUAUGGCUGUUAUCGAGAAGCACAUACAUGAACAUUUUGCUCGGCAGGCAGAACUUGGAAUAGCGGAGGAACUCGCAAAUGGCACGACCGGUACGGAUGACCGAGCCUCCUCUGUGUCCCACCCGCAGCAAAUCCUCGGACCUCCUUUUGCGAAGGUCAAUAGUGUGGUCGAUGGAAGCCCCGCCCAUUCUGCGGGUCUGAAGGCCGGAGACCAGGUAAGGAAUUUUGGCUACGUUAAUAUCACGAACCAUGACGGCUUGAAGAGGGUAGGAGAAUGCGUCCAGGGAAAUGAAGGAGUAAGCUUGUUUCCCCCUCCCAUAAUGGAGCCCGAGCUAAUGGCCUCGAAGCGCAAUAUUCUUGUCCAGAUAUCCCGAUCUUCUGGAGGUGCCGAGACACAAGAAUUACAACUAACUCUAAUGCCAAGACGUAAUUGGGGUGGCCGAGGCAUGUUGGGCUGCCAUAUAUUACCAUUAUGA
Molecule: messenger RNA, 759 nt
Organism: Venustampulla echinocandica
Lineage: Eukaryota; Fungi; Ascomycota; Leotiomycetes; Helotiales; Pleuroascaceae
Exons: 3
Coding region: 1-759 (252 amino acids)
Biological process (GO): proteasome regulatory particle assembly
Cellular component (GO): cytoplasm; nucleus
Molecular function (GO): protein binding
Source: RefSeq, a predicted model, not a curated record